This is a messenger RNA of Nannospalax galili (Upper Galilee mountains blind mole rat), 3443 nucleotides long. It is a transcript of the gene Kif18a, whose product is annotated as kinesin family member 18A. The record is from RefSeq and is a predicted model, not a curated record. Gene Ontology annotation, biological process: microtubule-based movement. NCBI's taxonomy places the organism in Eukaryota, Metazoa, Chordata, Mammalia, Rodentia, Spalacidae. Gene Ontology annotation, molecular function: microtubule binding; ATP binding; microtubule motor activity. Bases 178 to 2862 code for a protein of 894 amino acids. The transcript has 18 exons.
UGUGGUUGAGUUUGAAGCGCCGGGAGGCCGAGCUUGAGGUGAAGUGGUCGUGCUCGUUCUUCUGGCUGCUGACCAUUGUGUUAAAUGCUUAAUCCAUGCUUAGUCCUUGGAACAAUUCUAAUGAGUUUCAGAGAACUACCUAAGCAUUCAUGUAAGCAGGAAUCAAAAUAACCAGUGAUGUCUGGCACUGAGGAAAACUUGUGUCACCAUAUGAAAGUAGUUGUUCGUGUGCGUCCUGAGAACACAAAAGAAAAAGCAGUUGGAUUCCAUAAAGUGGUUCAUGUUGUGGAUAAACAUAUACUUGUUUUUGAUCCCAAACAAGAAGAAGUCAGUUUUUUCCAUAGAAAGAAAACUACAAAUUUUGAUAUUACAAAAAGACAAAAUAAAGAUCUGAAGUUUGUAUUUGAUGCUGUCUUUGAUGAAACAUCAACUCAAAUGGAAGUUUUUGAAAACACUACUAAGCCAAUUCUUCGUAGUUUUCUGAACGGAUAUAAUUGCACAGUACUUGCUUAUGGUGCCACUGGAGCUGGGAAGACGCACACAAUGUUAGGAUCCGCUGCUGAACCUGGCGUGAUGUACCUAACAAUGCUAGAUCUUUACAAAUCCAUGGAUGAGAUCAAAGAAGAGAAAGUAUGUAGCACUGCAGUUUCUUAUCUGGAGGUAUAUAAUGAACAGAUUCGUGACCUCUUAGUAAAUUCAGGACCACUUGCUGUCCGGGAAGAUGCCCAAAAAGGAGUUGUUGUUCAGGGUCUUACUUUACACCAGCCCAGAUCCUCAGAGGAAAUUUUACAGCUACUAGAUAAUGGAAACAAAAACAGAACCCAGCACCCCACCGACGUGAAUGCUACGUCUUCUCGUUCUCAUGCUGUUUUCCAGAUUUAUUUGCGACAACAGGACAAAACAGCAAGCAUUAAUCAAAAUGUCCGUAUUGCCAAAAUGUCUCUCAUAGACCUGGCAGGUUCUGAGCGGGCCAGUACUACGGGUAGUAAAGGGAUACGGUUUGUAGAAGGCACAAAUAUUAAUAGGUCCCUUUUAGCUCUUGGGAAUGUCAUCAAUGCCUUAGCUGAUACAAAGAGAAAGAAUCAGCAUGUGCCUUAUAGAAAUAGUAAGCUUACUCGCUUGUUGAAGGACUCUCUUGGAGGAAACUGUCAGACAAUAAUGAUAGCUGCUGUCAGUCCUUCCUCUUUAUUCUACGAUGACACGUAUAAUACUCUGAAGUAUGCUAAUCGUGCAAAAGACAUUAAAUCUUCUUUGAAGAGCAAUGUCCUCAAUCUCAACAGUCACAUAUCUCAGUAUGUAAAGAUCUGUAAUGAGCAGAAGGCAGAGAUUUUAAUGUUGAAAGAAAAACUAAAAGCCUAUGAAGAACAGAAAGCCUUCACUGAUAAAGAUGACAGUGCAAAAUUAAUGCUCUCAAACACCCAAGACAAAGAAAUUGAAAGAUUUCAAGAAAUUCUGAACUGCUUGUUCCAGAAUCGAGAAGAAAUCAGGCAAGAGUAUCUGAAGUUGGAAAUGCUACUUAAAGAAAAUGAGCUAAAGUCAUUCUAUCAACAACAGUGCCAUAGGCAAAUAGAAUUGAUAUGUUCUGAAGACAAAGUAGAAAAGGCCACUUGCAAACGAGAUCACAGACUUGAAAUAUUGAAAACUCGUCACUGCUACCUAGAGAAAAAGAAGGAAGAGGAGUUGAAGCAAUUUGAUGAGAACACUAAUUGGCUCCAUCAAGUGGAGAGUGAAAUGGAGCUCUUAGGCCAAAAUGGUCAUAUUCCAAAGGAACUCAAUAAAGAUCUUCAUUGUCACCAUUUACACCUCCAGAACAGGGAUCUGAAAGCACAGAUUAGACAUAUGAUGGAUCUAGCUUGUCUUCAAGAGCAACAACACAGGCAGACUGAGGCAGUAUUGAAUGCUUUACUUCCAACCCUAAGAAAACAAUAUUGCAGAUUAAAAGAAGCUGGCCUGUCAAAUGCUGCUUUUGAUUCUGACUUCAAAGAAAUUGAACAUUUGGUAGAGAGGAAAAAAGUGGUUGUUUGGGCUGACCAAACUAUAGAACAUCCCAACCAAAAUGAUCUCCCAGGAAUUUCUGUUCUUAUGACCUUUCCACAACUUGGGCCAAUUCAGCCAAUUCCUUGUUGCACAUCCUCAAGUGAACCUAACUUGUUUAAAAUGUCUCCACAAAAACGAACCCGGAGAAAAUUAAUGCCUUCACCCCUAAAAGUAAAACGUACUCAGAAGUCUACACUGUCAGAAAGUAUUCAACUUGAUGAUUCUCUAAGCAAAGAACUUCAGCCUAUUACGUAUACUCCAGAGGACUGCAGAAAGCCUUUCCAAAAUCUGUCUCCAGCCUUAAGACCUUCAUCACAUGCGGCAAGUUUUCAGGCCAACAACUCAAACAUAAACAAUGACAAUUCUCUGAAAAUGUUGUGUGAAGUAGAUUCUCCUUUUAAAAGGAAAACAAACUCUAAACAAGAGGAUUUGGACUGUACAUUUACUGUAUGUGAAGACAUCCGGAGCCUACAGAGUAAACUACCUGAACAGGAUUCAGUAUCAGACAACAGAAACAGUUUACAAAGGCUUGACCCUUCAUUCUCAGCUAAGGAUUCUUUGCCUGUAUCAAGUGUCCUGCCAUCCUACAUGGCAUUGACUGCCGCUGCCAAGAGGAGGCGGAAGUUGACAAGUUCUACAUCAAAUACUCCGUUAAUUGCUGAAGAAAAUCAUGGAUUUGCCAAACGCAUUCGACAGGAUAAUUCAAAUGAUAAGUUUUUACAAGAAAGCAGACCAACAGUGGGCUAUAAAAGAAACAUCUACAAAAUAAAUUCAAGGACAGUUAGAAAAUUUGCAAGAAAUGUUUCAAAAGAAAAUUUGCGAUGAGUCACUUAGAAAUGAAGGAGAAAAAAUGAAAUUGAUGCUCUGCUUUUCGAAGUGUUGCUGUCCUUUGCAAGUGUUUGCCAGGGUCCUCUCAGAAGUGCUUGAAGUCUGAAAGAAAGCCACCUGAAACUGUUUACUCAGACAUGUUCAGCAAAUUAAUAAUGAAACUUUUGUAUUUUAAAUAAAAUUUCAGCAGAGGUUAUGUUUCAUGUUUCUAAAAUAUUUGCUACUUUUGAAAAUCCCUAAGUCAGCAUAGAAUCAGUUUAAUUUUACUACAUAUACACCACAACUUGAGUAGGACAUUUUUUUAAAAUAAUGGAUUAAAUUUCUCUUAUAAUUUUCAAAAAUAAGAAAACUUUAGAAAGUCAUAAAAUUAUGGCCCAAGAUGAAUUUGGAAUUCUAGUGUAUGUUAAUACAUUGUUUUACUUGUGCAUGUGAUUUUCUUUUCUAAAACCUCAGUGUGAAAAUGUAGAUGUAUGUGUCCAUGAAGUUGUAAAUAUUGUUUAAAUGCCUGUCAUGAAUAAAAUUCUAGUAUUUUUUUCCUGAUUACUUGAUGUAUUAAAGAUGCAAAUUUUAAAGACUGA